Messenger RNA from Aureobasidium subglaciale EXF-2481, 1540 nucleotides. RefSeq lists its product as uncharacterized. The transcript has a single exon. The record is from RefSeq and is a predicted model, not a curated record. Lineage: Eukaryota; Fungi; Ascomycota; Dothideomycetes; Dothideales; Saccotheciaceae. Bases 351 to 1184 code for a protein of 277 amino acids.
AUAAUCCCUUCCAGCGAGUCAAGCUUGUGGUACUCAGUCCGAACAGACGCCAGUUCGAAAACAGCAGUAAGCUACUGCAGCACUAAGGCAUAGUACUCAGGGCCCAGUGUCGGUCUCUGACUUGUGCUAUCUGGUACUUCAUCACGUCGUCCUUUGGUUUCGUCACUUCACGUUGCUUCCACCUUGACACCUACUGUCUCGGCCCAUCUGCUUUUGUGACCUUUGUUGACCUCUUUGCUUGACUUUUCGUUCGUCCGUCUAUCUUGAGCUCUUUCGCUUCUCCCAUCUGCAGUCACCACGCCAUCAACUCGAUCAGCUCAUCACUCCACACAUCCGGGUCAAGUACAAUCAUGGCUACCAAAGCUCACUGUGCCUACUGCUUUGAGGUGCUCGUCGCCAGCUUCGAAAGUCGCCAACCCCUGUCUCUGUCACAAGUCGAAGAUCUCUGGACCGCUCAGAAUGGACAUGAAGAGGAGGAAGACACACCCGAUACGAAUGAUGAAGACAACGAGCUAGAGUCGAGCACGAGCCGUGUUCCUGCCAUCUCACGCCUUCUCGACUCCGACACACCCGCCUCCAACUCUUCCUCAUCGAGCUUGACAUCGUCCACACAACCCUCGACCUCCUCAAGCAGCACAUCUCUAUCCUCCCGCUCCGCCAUAAGCCCCUCAGACUCGUACCCUCUCUUUGUGACCUGGAACACAAUCUCCCCACGCAACACCCACCAGAAGACCCUCCGCGGUUGCAUCGGCACCUUCAAGCCUCUGCCCCUCGAACAUGGACUUGCCGAUUAUGCUUUGACCUCUGCCUUUGAAGAUACUCGCUUCCCGCCCAUUCCUGCUUCACAGCUUUCACAGCUGCAGUGUUGUGUCACGCUACUCACUAAUUUCAGCAACCCGACUAAAGAUGUCAUGGCGUGGGAGGUGGGGAAACAUGGUAUAAAAAUUAGUUUCAAAUUCCAGGGAAGGAAUCUGGGAGCUACGUAUUUGCCUGACGUCGCGAAAGAGCAGGGGUGGACUAGAGAGGAGGCGUUGAUCAGUUUGAUGAGGAAGGCUGGGUGGAGUGGAAGGAAGGAUGAGUGGAGGAAGGUUGCUGCUGCUAUGGAGUUGAUUACUUACGAGGGCAAGAAGGUGGAUUUGGGGUAUGCUGAGUUCAAGGAGUGGAGGGACAGGGUUGGAAAGUAGGUGUGGUUUCAACUUCACUGGCGCUCUCAGCUUUCUCUUAUGGCUCUUACGACACGGCGUUGGCACCUCAUGGAACAUGCGAACUUUUGGUCCUCACCACCCUUUCUUUUAAUACACAGAGCUGGCUUUCCUCGUCUCUUUGCUCCCCUUUCAUCUCUUUUCUUCUUAUCGCCGAUUCUGAAAGUUUUGGUGUUGCGCGUUGAAUCGUCCUCGCCGCUUACCCUUUCCCAUAGCGAUCACGACCGUCUUGUCUUUCCCAUAGCGAUUUCUUGUUACCAAUCUUGCCCACACAACAAUCGAACAUUUUUCAACGAAAAAAUCAAAGCAAAACAAUAUGCCGAUAUCGUCUCUCACAG